This is a messenger RNA of Brassica napus (rape), 1123 nucleotides long. RefSeq names its product small polypeptide DEVIL 23. Bases 687 to 821 code for a protein of 44 amino acids. Gene Ontology annotation, biological process: negative regulation of cell population proliferation. The transcript has a single exon. NCBI's taxonomy places the organism in Eukaryota, Viridiplantae, Streptophyta, Magnoliopsida, Brassicales, Brassicaceae. The record is from RefSeq and is a predicted model, not a curated record.
AAUUACAGUGUGUUCUGAAUAAAUUAAGAUUGAUGUGUAGUUUUUUUUUUUUGAGAAAUUGGCUAAGAUUGAUGUCUAGUUCAUGUGUACUUAGUUUACGUUUAUAUGAGAUUUUAUGCUUUAUUAUCUACUCAUAAUUUAAAUUUUAUACCCACAAACUUAAUUAUCUCAUUGUUUUUGUUUUGUUAGGGACGGGGAAAAAAAUAGAAAAAUAAAAAUGCAAAAAAGAUUCAAACUUAGAAUUGUCAAAUCUGGCAAAUUAAAAUCGUACAAAUAUGCAUGUAGUAACAUGCUCUAUAUUGGAGCACUACGAAGAACGAUAUAUAUGUACAAACACGUAACUGUUCGACUCUUUUAAUCAUUAUCUUUUUUCUCUUUAUUCAAUAGAAAAUGUGAUAAGUGAGAGUGAUGGGUAGGUUAAAGGCAAAUCGAGUGAAAGAAGAAGACAAGAGAAGGAAAACAAGUAAACUCAGCUUUGUCUUGUCAUCUUCUGUAGUGUGGGAUUCCACUCUUUUGUUCUUGUCACCUCUCUGAUCUCUCCCUCUAUCUCGGUAAACUUAGUUACCACUUUAGCAUCUCUCUAUAUAUUCCACAGCUCUCUUUACUUCUCGCUACUCCAAAACUACUUCAAUAAAUCACGGUCUUAACUUUAGAAACCACCAUAUAGAUCUAGGUUGUGAAUAACGAUGAAGAUUUCGAUGGGACGAGGUGGGUCAGGUUGGAUAGCGAAGCUCCGUUGCUGGGAUUGGUGUAAGGAACAAAGAACGCGUGUUUAUAUCAUUUGGAGGUGUUUGCUUUUCUUGUUACAGUGGGAAGACUAAAGAUCGACAAAGAAUAAUUAGCAAUCUCAAAGAUUUAUUCCACACUCGGUUUACAAAGUGGAAGAAAAACCAAUGGAGUAUUUUUAUUUUUGGUCUUCAGGAGAAUAAACGUGUAUGUCGUUUUAUUUGGCUCAGUUUAUUUAGUACAACACUUCGUCUAUAUUUAACGUUAGUUGCGUCAGUUGUAUAGUUUAGUCUGUGACGUAAGUUAAUCUGAAAAUAAGCUAAUGCUGAUUAGACUGGUAAUGUAAGCUAAAGAAGUACUAAUGUUUUACUUUAUCCACUUUCUAGGAUGGCUUUCA